Molecule: messenger RNA, 2350 nt
Organism: Triplophysa dalaica
Lineage: Eukaryota; Metazoa; Chordata; Actinopteri; Cypriniformes; Nemacheilidae
Gene: tbc1d15
Product: TBC1 domain family, member 15
Exons: 17
Coding region: 86-2068 (660 amino acids)
Biological process (GO): activation of GTPase activity
Molecular function (GO): GTPase activator activity
Source: RefSeq, a predicted model, not a curated record
CGGAAGAUGACUCGUCACUGUUGUUGUGGAUCGCUGACAGGCACGUGAGAAGUGCUAGUGCUACGUCGUCUAUUUAGCAGUCGACAUGGCGGCCACAACUCCUCCCAAGGUGGUAUUUGAACAUGAGGGAGUUUUUAUACACUCAUCUCCUGAUGAAUGUGACGAUCAGGAUUUAAUAUCAGGGAUCCUCAGGAUUACUGAUAAGGAUGGAGAAACUCUUGUGGAAUAUAAACCAUUGGAGGAUGCAGAUCCCUCAAACAUGCUGUGUGCCUGCAAGGACUCCAAUUCAGUAGUGGAGUGGACUCAGAGUUCUGAAAACAAACCUCAUCGACCUGUUGACCAUCAGCUGAGCUAUGAAACAGAAUGGGACAUGAUCAAUGCUGUCUCAUUCAGGAGGAAAGCUCAUAGUCAUGGAGAAGGUGGAUCAAACCACGUAAAUGACCGCAACAAAUGGGCCUUCUCUUUCAACGUGUCUGACCUCAGGUCCAUCACAGUUAAACGGGAGGGCUGGUCAUACCUUAUUUUCAGCUUGAAAGAUGGCACAGCACUGCCAACAAUUCACUUCCACCAGGGAGGGAGCACAGCGUUUCUGGAUAGCCUGAGGAAAUCAGUUCAGAUCAGCGAGAGCCCUGAUGAUGAAAGCAUUCUGUUUGUCAGCACCUUUAGCAAAGCUUUCUCACAGUCUUUUGAGAACCUUUUGGAUGAUGUAAACUAUGGUAUUGUAAAGAAAUUCAGGAAGGAUCCCUAUACAACGACAGUAGGUGGCUUUUCCAAAGUCACCAAUUACAUCUUUGAUGCGUUUCGGGUGCCGGAUUCAGAGUGUCACCAGCGACCUGCAGAGGAGGUUGCUGACCCGAUGGGAGAGCUCAUUCCUGGACUAGAGAUUAACCAACAGGAGGAACCUGGCUUUGAAGUCAUAACCAGACCUGAUCUGGGGCCGCGACCAGAAGUGCAGAGGAAGGGGCCUGUUACAAUGGAAGAAUGGACCAAGUACCAAGACUCAGAAGGAAGAAUGAAAAACGUUUCUCUCAUAAAGGAGCUCAUUUUUAAAGGGGGUCUUUGUCAUGCAGUGAGGAAAGAGGCUUGGAAGUUUUUGCUUAGCUAUUUCCCCUGGAACAGCACCCAUGAAGAAAGAAAAGACCUCCAGAAGAGAAAAACAGACGAAUACUUCAGAAUGAAACUGCAGUGGAAAUCAGUCAGUGAGGAACAGGAACGCAGAAACUCUAGAUUACGAGAUUACAGGAGCCUUAUUGAAAAAGAUGUGAACCGGACCGACCGCAAUAACAAGUUUUAUGAAGGCUUGGACAAUCCCGGCUUGAUAUUACUACAUGACAUUCUGAUGACCUACUGCAUGUACGACUUUGAUUUAGGUUACGUGCAGGGCAUGAGUGACCUGCUCUCUCCCAUUCUCGUUGUUAUGGAAAACGAAGUUGAUGCCUUCUGGUGCUUUGUUUCUCUCAUGGAUGAGAUGCAUGAAAACUUUGAGGAACAGAUGCAGGGAAUGAAGACCCAGCUGACUCAGCUCAGCACGUUGCUACGCCUUCUAGACCUGGCCUUCUGGAACUACCUCGAGGCACAGGAUUCUGGUUACUUGUAUUUCUGUUUUCGAUGGUUGUUGAUCCGAUUUAAGAGAGAGCUGCAUUUUCAAGACGUCCUUCGCCUUUGGGAGGUCAUGUGGACCGGACUGCCUUGCCAAAAUUUUCACCUUCUGGUGUGCUGUGCCAUCUUAGACUCUGAGAAACAAAAAAUAAUGGACAGAAAAUAUGGAUUCAAUGAAAUCCUAAAGCACAUAAAUGAACUCUCUAUGAAAUUGGACAUAGAAGAAAUUCUCGGUAAAUCUGAGUCUAUCUGUAUGCAGAUAAAGAAUUGCAAGAACCUACCCCACUCAGUGAGUGAGAUGCUGGGUCUCACCACAGCCACUGAAAGCUCAGCAGCAUUAGAAACCAGUGAAUACGGAAUUCUUGAGUCACCAAGAUCCACACAUGGACAAGAUCAGGUCGUGUCCAAUGGCCACAGUCACUUAAAAGAAACGACACACAAUGGCUGCAAAGUAGCCUUCAUUUCCUAGUGUACAGUGUAGUACAGAUUUUAUAGCCCCGUAUUUCAGAAAGAUGAACAGUAUUGGGUAUCGUGUAGAUAUUUGCUACCAAAUGAUGCUACAUUGUAAAAUAUCCCAGAGAAAAUAUAUGAAUGUAAAACUAGGAUCUCAACGGAUCCUAAACAUUAUUUUUGUAAUAUUCUUGUACCAUAUUGUCUUUCAUUGAAAUAAUCAUUCCUUCUCAAUGUAUAGAGAGAGUUUUCAUAAUGAGGUGGGGUUUCCAUUGUUAAAUAUUAAAAUAUUUUUUUCUUA